UAAAAACUAAACGUGACAACGUCGCAGUUGUCGCCGGCCGGCGCCACCACCACCACACAUACGCGCGAUCGCAGCGCCACCGUGCGCCAAACCCGCCGAACCGCGUCAGAAAAGCAACAUGGCAGCCUCCGCGACAACGCUUGCGCUUCCUUUUUUUUUUGAAAAAAAAAACAAAAUUCGCCGUAAAUUUUCCAUAGAAAAAGUCAACGUUAAAGUCGGGCUUCGGUUACGUGUUUUGUUUCGUUUUUGUAGUGCACGUGUAGCUCUAUUUGGCUCUAUAUUAAAGGAGUAACCCCCCCUCUCGGGCCGGAUUCGACGAUGAUACAAAAUGGUGGAGCUACCGCGUGCUUUUUAAUGCGACGUCAGAACAUAACCUCAAAAAAUCAUAACAAUUUAUUUUAUUCCACAGAAGCCCUGCUCAAGACCGAUUUACUAGAAGACAUACCAAACAUUGCCGCACAAGCCCUAGAAAACUCAGAAAGAGUUCCCGCUCUAGAAGACGUCAUUGGAGAAUAUCUGAUUCCAUUGGUACUUAGAAAUAUAGGAUGCUCAGACGCCGGAGUGGACAAAACAGCUCAGACUACCCUGGUGCAUCUCAUACAGCGAGACUAUGUCACACAAACCCAGGCCGAAAUUAAAAUAUGCCCCUCGAUUUUGGCCCUUACGAAAACGGAAAGUCAGCAUCAACUAGAUGUCAACACUGGUGCUAUUAUGACCAAUCAUUUAGAACAACUUUACGCCACUAUAAGCCUGGACGAUUCCGUCAAUGUUGCUGCAGAAGAAAAGAAGAAAACUGAAGAGGCAGAGGUUUCGCCUGCUGCUGCUUCUGGUGAUACUAAGGGUGAUAAUUUAGAUAAUAAAAGUAACAAUGUAGAUGAUAAUGUAGAAGAAACCUCCACGCCAACAAUAGAAGAAGUCAAAGAACCCCCUCAGAAAAUAGUUCCUCAAGAAUUAAUCGACAAUUUCGUCUCAAUGGCAACAUGGGAAAACAUCUACGACGGAAUGUCGUAUCAUUGCGCCUACUCUUUACCCGCAGUAGUAUUGACUUUGGGCAAAGACAAUUGGCCUUUACUCAAAAAUACUGUUGACACAUUUAGCAGGCCACAUGUCCUAUAAAAUCCGAAGAACCGUAGCGAGUAGUCUACACGAAAUCGCCCUUAUUCUAGGACCUGAAAUUGCAACUGAAGACUUGGCACCACUGUUCGAAGGCUUUUUAAAAGACCUGGACGAAGUCCGCAUUGGAGUUUUGAAUAAUUUGUUUGAAUUUUGUUGAAUGUUAUUAUUAUUAAUUAUAUUAUUUUAUAUAAUAUAAUAAAAACAAAGAACUUGCAAGUGAACUAAAAUUUUCCAUUUUUUUUUUUUAAUUCGAUAGUUUAUAC
This is a messenger RNA of Ceutorhynchus assimilis (cabbage seed weevil), 1379 nucleotides long. The record is from the annotation of a GenBank genome assembly. NCBI's taxonomy places the organism in Eukaryota, Metazoa, Arthropoda, Insecta, Coleoptera, Curculionidae.